ACAUGCAUCUUGAAUCACAAAAGUAUCUUUCACUGGGAUAACAGCGUUGUAUGUAUUCACUUCCUGUCCUCGUAAUAAAAUUUCUAAUUUAACUUAGCUGAUCAAAAGAAGAAGGAAAAAAUACAGUGCCUCUCUUCCUUGCAAUUUCCGGUCCAUUUGACCAGCACCGACACAGCUUACGCACGGUACUUCUCACGAUCCUAAAAUUUUUCAGAGGAAAUUAACCAAAUUAUUACGACUUUCUUUUAUCUCUAUUUUAUGUGAAGAUUUUUCAUUUUUCUCUUCCUUCUUUUUGUGCCACAUUCAAGCAAGAGAAAAGUUAUUCUUUUUAGCAGUUGAUUCAAAGCCGCAAAGAUCAAUUGCUACAAAAGCCGGUUAACGGGGGUAAUGGCAGAUGAAAUAAGGACCAGGGUUUGCACUCGCAUAGAGGAGAAGCUGCAAGCACUUUCUUCAGCAUUUUCGGAGCAUACCAUUUUUAGAGUGCCUCGCCUACUAUAUGAGGUGAAUGAAAAAGCCUAUGAACCACAAAUCAUCUCAAUUGGUCCUUAUCAUCGUGGCAAAAAUCACUUGAAGAUGAUGGAAGUGCACAAGUACGAGGUUUGCACUCGCAUAGAGGGGAAGCUGCAAGCACUUUCUUCAACAUUUUCGGAGCAUACCAUUUUUAGAGUGCCUCGCCAACUAUAUGAGGUGAAUGAAAAAGCCUAUGAACCAGAAAUCAUCUCAAUUGGUCCUUAUCAUCGUGGCAAAAAUCACUUGAAGAUGAUGGAAGUGCACAAGGUUCGCUUCUUAAGAAUGCUUCUUCGCCGAACAAAUGAGCAUACUGCGGAACCGUAUGAGCAUACUGCCGAACCAUAUGUAGCAGCACUGAGAGGUAUGGUCGAAAAAGCCCGUAACUGUUAUUCAGAACCUCCAAGUAUUAGCACAGAAGACUUCCUAGAAAUGUUGGUGCUUGAUGGAUGCUUUAUUGUUGAGUUAAUUCACCAAUUAUGUCUUGAUCGUAACAUGGAUGAGUAUGUCGUUAGAGUGGAGGGUAAUUUGGACAGGAUUUUGCAUGAUUUGAUUCUAUUUGAGAACCAACUUCCUUUCUUUGUGCUUUGGGAGUUGUUUGGUAUAAUAAGGGGAAAUGAGAGAAACUUUUAUGUUAGGUGUCUUCUACUACUCUUCCGUGCCAAGAUACCGGCACCAAGAGUUGAUGUUGUCUAUGACAAUACUUCAAUUGAAAGUGUCAAGCAUUUACUGAACUUGGUACAUGGGAAUUGGCUUCCUUCAAGAGAAGUAAGGAAGGAUGACUCGCGAGCACCAAAAGAUGGCAAUUGGCCAUUUAUACGUUCUGCUACAGAGCUUAAAGAGGCUGGAAUUCGGUUCAAGAAGGGUAAAGGAAAUAGCUUGUUUGACAUAAUGUUUAGAAAUGGCGUACUCGAGAUUCCUAUGAUAAAAAUUACAGAUACCACAGAGCGUUCGUAUCGCAAUGUCAUUGUCUGGAAAGAUGUGGAGUUACUUUGUCACUGUGGAAUAAUUGAAAAUUUGUUAGGCAAUGAUGAGGCUGUUGCGACCCUGUUUAAUAGGCUCGGAGAAAAUGUCACUGUCAUCGGCUCCAGCGAAUUCUAUGCCCGGAUAUGUCAUGAUGUCAAUGAGCAUUACAAUGCACUUUGGAACAAAAGGAUGGCAAGCUUAAGGCACAACUAUUUCAACACUCCAUGGGCGCUCAUCUCCUUUCUUGCUGCAGCUUUCUUGCUUCUGCUUACCCUGCUUCAAACGACAUUUACCAUUUUUCCUAGACAUUAAUCUUUGAUGUAGAGUUAGUGAUAACAAAAUUUGUCAUUUGUUUAAAAGUUAAGAUUGACUUCUACGCAACUUUUAUAUGUAUUAUUUAUACAAAAUCUUAAUAAUUUCAACUCUUAAUU
Molecule: messenger RNA, 1904 nt
Organism: Rubroshorea leprosula
Lineage: Eukaryota; Viridiplantae; Streptophyta; Magnoliopsida; Malvales; Dipterocarpaceae
Source: the annotation of a GenBank genome assembly